Molecule: messenger RNA, 848 nt
Organism: Lathyrus oleraceus (garden pea)
Lineage: Eukaryota; Viridiplantae; Streptophyta; Magnoliopsida; Fabales; Fabaceae
Product: DAR GTPase 2, mitochondrial
Exons: 4
Biological process (GO): mitochondrial translation
Cellular component (GO): mitochondrion
Molecular function (GO): GTPase activity
Source: RefSeq, a predicted model, not a curated record
AAACUUAUUUGGAGCACCAUACUACACCUUUCUUUUGCAAUUUCUUGUUUUGUAGAAAAAGGAAAGUUAAAGCAUGCAACUGUGAGUCCAGAACCAGGGGAAACUAAAGACAUUAGAAGUUAUAAGAUUGCUAGCCAUCCCAAUAUUUAUGUAUUAGACACUCCAGCUGUUUUAUCUCCCAAGGUUCCUGAUAUUGAUGUUCUAUCAAAAUUACUCUUAACAGGAGCAAUUGGGGACUGUUUGGCUGAGAGAAAAGAAACUGCUCAAUAUUUUCUAGCUAUUCACAACUCUAGUGGUCAGUACAAGAAAUGGGCGAAGUUAUCAAACAAGGAUAGUGACUGGGUUUUCCUUAACAGCGCAACAGAAUGCUCGACUACCUCUGGGUUGCGAAUGAAACAGAAAAACCAAAUCCAUACAGAUCACACACAGGACGACGUAGUGCAGGUUGUUCGAAGAACACUCUAUGAAACAGUAUCAUCUUUUGAAGGCAAUAUAAGAUGUGAAGUUGAAAUGGAAGCACUUAUUGCUAGACAGUUUACUGCCUUGCAGGAAGUUUUCCAUGUUUUUACUGAAUCUGAAGAAGAUGCUCAUGUCAUGGUUGCCGGGAAAUUGCUUAAUCUUUUCCGUACGGGUCGUCUUGGACAUUAUAUUUUUGAUAACCUUCCCAGAAAUACUCACUGAUCAUUGUCAGGCCAAUGCUGUGUGUAUUGACCACUAAAUCUAACUGUUCAACUCAGUUGCAAAGUCUAACCAUAUCUUUUUACAAAGCAAAAAGCCAUUAGAUACCAUUCUAUUACUCCUAAUCUAUAAUAUUGGUUAAAUUAAUCUGCCAUUACAUUUUUAACUGA